Messenger RNA from Exophiala oligosperma, 623 nucleotides. RefSeq lists its product as uncharacterized. The transcript has a single exon. NCBI's taxonomy places the organism in Eukaryota, Fungi, Ascomycota, Eurotiomycetes, Chaetothyriales, Herpotrichiellaceae. The coding region runs from base 75 to 623 and encodes 182 amino acids. The record is from RefSeq and is a predicted model, not a curated record. Gene Ontology annotation, molecular function: copper ion binding; oxidoreductase activity.
GCGGUAUCUUGUUGUUUUCGUAUACAAUUUUUUCAGAUACAAUCAAGGAAGAAUCCAAUCUCCUACAGUUUGUGAUGAUCGGCAACUCUCAUUUUUGCAAUGAAAGUAUUAUAUCCGAGUCUUCCUGUGCUUUGUGGUCGAGAGUCCUUUGUCUUCAUCGGCUCAAAAUGGAUCUCGUUACUAUCCUGUCUAAUGUGCUAGCUGCAGCGACACCACUUGAUCAGAUCACCACAAACGGCUUGAGCACCUUAGGAACUCUUACUACUCCCUUACUACCUCCAUUUCUGACAAACAAUCCAAUCACAGACGGAUUCCCUUGGGGAGAGCACAACUGCACGAAUACCAACCCAUAUACAUCGGGUCCAGACACCGGAGUCAUUCGGACAUAUGACUUUACAAUCUCUCGUGGCAUCCUCUCUCCUGAUGGAUAUGAGAAAGAAGUCAUUCUUGUCAACAAUCAGUUUCCCGGUCCAACAAUCGAAGCCAACUGGGGAGACACCAUCGAAGUGACAGUGACGAACAAUAUCACAACAGAUCCUGAAGGGACGACGAUACAUUGGCAUGGGUUCUUGCAGCAAGAGACUCAGUGGAUGGACGGUGCACCGGGUCUGUCGUUCGACUAA